CGUUUGAAGAGCGAGGCGUUACGUGUGUUGUUUGGGGUGUGUUAGCUGCUGCUCUGCUUCGUCGGCUGAACGAGUGACAAGAAGAAGCACAAGUCGCUCCGCGGAACAGCAUUGCCGGAAAAUGCUGCCCUUCGUCCUUUUGCUGGCCGUCCUGAGCCCUGCUCUGGCUCAGAGAACUCCGACCAUCUCUUACAUAUCCCAGGAGCAGAUCAAAGACAUUGGAGGCACAGCGGAGCUUGAAUGCUCAGUGCAGUAUGCUCAGGACUUUCCGGUGCUGUGGAUGAAAGUGGACAAGCAGAGCGACUCCCUGCCCAUUUCCACCGGCAGUACUCUGAUUCUGAGGGACAGUCGGUUCUCCCUGCGUUUCGAUUCGGCCAGCUCGACCUACACCCUUCAGAUCAAGGACAUCCAGGAGACCGACGCGGGCAUUUACCAGUGCCAGAUCAUUAUCCAGCUCAACAACAAGGUCUCUGCCGACGUCGACCUGCUGGUGCGACAGCCGCCAGUCAUCUCGGACAACUCGACAAGAGGCAUCGUCGUCAAGGAGGGACAGAGUGUGCAGCUUGAGUGCUACGCCGGCGGCUUCCCGCUGCCCAAGGUCUCCUGGCGCAGAGAGGACAAUGCCAUCCUGCCCACUGGUGGCUCUAUUUAUAGAGGAAACAUUUUGAAGAUCGCGCAGAUCCAGAAGGAAGACCGCGGCACCUACUACUGCGUGGCAGAAAAUGGUGUCGGCAAGGGUGCCAGGAGAAACAUUGCUGUGGAAGUGGAGUUCGCACCGGUCAUCACCGUGGCUAGGCCGCGACUGGGCCAGGCGUUGCAAUACGACAUGGAUUUGGAGUGUCACAUUGAGGCCUAUCCUCCCCCAGCUAUCACCUGGAGCUACAAAGACGUCCAGCUCUCCUCCAACCAGCACUACGCCAUCACUCAAUUCGCCACCAACGACGAGGUGACUGACACCACCCUGCGUGUCCUGUCGAUCGAGAAGCGUCAGUACGGCGAGUACAUCUGCAGAGCAGCCAACCAACUGGGCCAGACCGAAGCUCGAGUGCAACUGUUCGAAACUACCACCCCAUUGUGCCCUCCUGCUUGCGACCAGACCAGAUACUCCGCGGGGGAGAUCAGUGCAGCCAUCAACUGCAUGACUAUUCUAGUUAUGGCCGCUAUUACCUACUUGUGGCGCCUGUAAAUGUUCAGUAGACUGUAAUUCCAAACCUGCGCUACCGCAAAGUCUUCAGCUACAGCAACGGCGCGUCAUUUCUCAUGAGUCAGGUGUUGCUGGUGGUCACAGCCAUUUUGGCAGCUCAACUGUAAUCAUGCAAAUUGUGAAAAAAAGAAUCUGUUUGAUGCCAAAAUAGCGCUAAUUGGAUGUAAAUUGAAAAAAAUGUAUUCUUUAACUGUACAAAACAGGUCGAGAAGUCUGUUGUAGUCUUUUAAAAUACCAAACGCACGCUACUACACCACUUGAUUAGAACAAAUCGUACAAAGAAAAGACACUUGCAUGCUUUAGAACUCAUUCUAAUUAUAAUCGAUAUUCUAUGCAGCUGAGAGUCCAUGAGUUGAGCACAAUUUAUUUGCAACUGAUUCCCUCCUUUUAUUGUUGAUAUUAUAUUUUCGCUGGCACCUACAACUCACUUUUUCCUUAUUAAAGAGAAAAAAUAUUAUUCAUAUUAUGUUUGUAGUUAAAGCUCAACACGAAGGAUAUCAUGUACAGUAAGAUAUUUUUUUAUCUUCCGCUUUAACGCCGUCUUUUAAUAGUUGACAGUUAGCUAGUGUUUUAACAAUUCUGACACAGUGCCCUGAUGCAAACCUAUAAGAAUGCAUUGCAUGCCUAUGCUACGAUCUGACAACUGAUAUUAUCAGUAUUGAUGAAUACAUACAUCUAAUCGAAUCUAUUUUCCUGUAGAUUGUAAACAAAGUUUUAACCGAUUGGAAACCAUGUUGCCACACGGGUUUAGGCUUUUAACGGAGAAAAUUUAACUUGAAAAGUGUUUGUCGUAUUUGAUACCUUUAAGGACCAAACAAUACAUUCCAGAUAUCGUGUUUGAUUUUUGAUCAUUUCUCGAUUGUUGAUAAAAUUAUUUGUUGUCUAAAAGAAAAUAUGUGAUUUUUUCAUAAAUGGCAGGUAAUCUGUUUUAUUUCUUGAAUUUCUUGUGAUCUUGAGCUAUUUUUUCCACAGUAUAUGUUUUGAGGUUGCAAUAAUUUUAUAUUUUCUUAAAAUUUAGUUAUUUACUUGCUUAGCAUACAUGUGACUGGGAUUUUGAACCUUGAUGUGAAUAAAGGAAUGCCACUUUCAUAAAAACAUCUCUGCUUUUUAUUUCAAACGAACACGAGGAAGCAUAAACGAAAGAUAAUUAGUUCAUUGUCAAAAAUUCAUGAGGUGUCCCAUCCUUGGAUUGUUUACUGCGACUCGACAAACUGAUAUUGCGCGAAACCUUUUCCCAAUUUGUACCUGCGCGUCAUCCCGCGCACCUGCAGCUAUUCAGACUCGUUAUAGAUUAUUAAGUUGUGCAUAAUUGUCGAUUGUUCAACAGGUGACAAUCAUGUUAUUUCCUGUAACUUCGCGAGAAUUCCCUUUAGUUUUUGCAAUUAACCUUCGCGUGUCCACUGGCUGCGUCAGGGGAAUUACAGUCACGUGACCCGAGGAGCAAAUAAUUCGCAAGAAGCAUAGCGGAGACUGCGAGUGCAUCAAGUCAGUCGUCGCUCGGUGCUCGCGUAGAAAAGCGGCUGCUUUCACUCCUUUUUCGCAGUGCGCGGAUUAGUAAUCAGCAGGAUUUUCAUAAACAUCAGUCAGCCUUUGCAAAAAUAGACUACACCGGCAGACGUGUGUAUAGAGCGACGAAAGGUGGUGCUUGAGGUUUUCUUCCAUGAGUCAGACGCGGUCGUCGUUGAGGAAGGAAAUCUAUAUUCAUAGUAGUUGUGUGGAGACAAAUAGACGAACAGGAAGAUGCUGGGAUCAACGCUCUUGAACUGCUCCCUUAUCUCAGUGCUGCUGCUCGGUUUUGCUGCACAAACAUCACUAGCGCACAUAUUCAGUAAA
This is a messenger RNA of Cloeon dipterum, 3037 nucleotides long. RefSeq names its product Lachesin (gene Lac). Gene Ontology annotation, cellular component: neuron projection. The coding region runs from base 122 to 1186 and encodes 354 amino acids. The record is from RefSeq and is a predicted model, not a curated record. NCBI's taxonomy places the organism in Eukaryota, Metazoa, Arthropoda, Insecta, Ephemeroptera, Baetidae. The transcript has 7 exons.